GUCUUGCCAAGCAGGAUCAAGAGAUCAUGCACGAAUGUCCUAGAAGUGGACAUAAGGCAAAGGCAAUAGACGAGUACGGAAAGAGGAAAAGUGAAAGUGCGAGGGCGGGGAGGGAAAGCGAGUAGAGGCAGCAUAGUGCCCUUCCAUAUACCAUAUGCAGGGUUGGACCAAUGUGACAACAACCAAGUCUGCAUCAUCCCAAGUGAAUUAUGCACCGGCUUUUAGUGAUAACCCUCUCGCUCCUCAUCUGCAUUGCAAAUGGGCUCGAGAUUCAACAGCACCGCGACAAGCGAGACACCUUGUUCCGCGAAGAGACGAGGAAGAUCUUGCCGACAUCCCGACCGGCAGAAAGACCGAUAACGAACGGCGGUUUGGAAUCGAGACCUCUGGGCCAUGACCUGGGAGCAGAACCUCAAUUCGUGGAGUCUCCUCGACGACGUCGACCGGUGAGACGGAGGCGACCUACAGCUGCUGUCGAACAGGGAACGAGGGAACCAUUUGCCAGACCUCUGGCACCGAUCGACAGCCCGAGUAUAUAUAGACCCGAGGUAUAUAACGACGUCCCCAAGAGGAGACCUGUAGUCGAGGAAUCUUAUCAGCAAUCCGAGUACAACGCCCGAAAACCCCCUCGAAUUCCUUCGGGACACGCCCCUUAUCAGGAACCGGCACCUCCAAGAUACGAAGAAGAGAAUAAGAUCCCCGGUGUACCCGGGAAAGACUACCCCACUUACCAUCAGGCCCCCGAGACCUCCUUCAACUGCGAAAAGGUCCCCGUUCUACCCGGGAUGUACGCAAACGUCGAGACCGGAUGCCAGGCCUAUCACAUCUGCGACGAUGGGAGAUACGGGCCACAGGGAGCGACGUUCCUCUGCAUAAACGGGACCGUCUUCAAUCAGGCCGCCUUCACCUGCGACUGGUGGUUCAACGUCAACUGCGCCGAGGCCACCAACCACUAUAAUCUGAAUGCAGAUCGACUCUAUAACCCCUUCUAUCGAAACGAAGAGCUGAAACGUCUUCAAGCCGAAGAAGGAGCCAAAUCGCAGUAUUACUAA
Messenger RNA from Darwinula stevensoni, 1052 nucleotides. The record is from the annotation of a GenBank genome assembly. Lineage: Eukaryota; Metazoa; Arthropoda; Ostracoda; Podocopida; Darwinulidae.